CAGAGGACGCCGCCGGAGCAUGUACCGGCUCCUGAGCUCGACCCUGGGCCGCGGCCUCCUGCGGGCCGCCGGGCGGCGGUGCCAGACCUGCCCCGCGCGCCUGAUGCCGGAGCCGGCAGGAGGCCGGGCGCCCGAGGCGGAGGCGCCACCAGCCCGAGUCCUGCCGCCCGCCCGGCGCCCGGGCCUGCUGCCGCUGCUGGCAGCGCUUGCCUGGUUCUCGAGGCCCGCUGCGGCAGAAGAGGAGGAGCGGCAGGGAGCGGGCGGGGCCGCCGCGGAGGACGCGGCGGACGAGACCGAGGCCGAGAUCAUCCAGCUGCUGAAACGAGCCAAGUUGAGCAUCAUGAAAGAUGAGCCUGAAGAAGCUGAGCAUAUUUUGCAUGACGCUCUUCGUCUUGCCUAUCAGAGUGAUAACAAGAAAGCCAUCACUUACACUUAUGAUUUGAUGGCCAACUUAGCAUUUAUACGGGGUCAGCUUGAAAAUGCAGAAAAACUUUUUAAAGCAACAAUGAGUUACCUGCUUGGAGGUGGUAUGCAACAGGAGGACAAUGCAAUAAUUGAAAUCUCUCUAAAGUUGGCUAGUAUCUAUGCUGCUCAGAAUAGACAAGAAUUUGCUCUUGCUGGCUAUGAAUUCUGCAUUUCAACUCUUGAGGGAAAAAUUGAAAGAGAAAAGGAAUUAGCAGAAGACAUUAUGUCAGUGGAUGAGAAAGCCAAUACCCACCUUCUCCUCGGCAUGUGCUUAGAUGCCUAUGCUCGAUACCUUCUGUUUUCCAAGCAGCCAUCACAGGCACAAAGGAUGUACGAGAAAGCUUUACAGAUUUCUGAAGAAAUAUUAGGAGAAAGACACCCACAGACCAUCGUGCUGAUGAGUGAUCUGGCUACUACCUUGGAUGCACAGGGCCGCUUUGAUGAGGCCUGUGUUUAUGUGCAGAAAGCAUCUGAUCUGGCAAGACAGAUAGAACAUCCUGAGCUACACAUGCUGCUCAGUAAUCUAGCUGCAAUUCUAAUGCACAGAGAACGAUAUGCACAAGCAAAGGAGAUCUACCAGGAAGCCCUGAAGCAAGCAGAGCUGAAAAGAGAUGAGGUUUCUAUACAGCACAUCAGGGAAGAGUUGGCUGAGCUGUCAAGAAAAAACCAGAGCUACCUGUCUCAUGACAAAGGGGGAUUAUGCCAACUUCAAGUCAUCACUGUCAGCGCUGUGACUGCCAUUUCAGUCUUGGAAAGGUGGACAGCUACCCCACCCAGAUGAUUGUUCUCCAUAGGUAAGCCAUGUGAGAAUUCUGUCUUUCCAUUCUUCUGAGCUAGGAAAUGAUAGCGGAUUUCAUCUCUAUUCUCAAACCUCUUCUCCAGGUGACGGUAGAUGAAGACACACAUACAUUGUGAUGGGGUGAAUGAUUUACAGCCGUUCACCUUGGGAUCCUUACAUGGGAAUGCAAAACCAACAAGUUAGGCUCUCAUCUGACACUGUCUUAACUGUUAUAACUUGACGUAGCUUAAGACCCUCCAAGUUACAGAAAAAUACUACCGUUAUUGCGCCUGGGUCAUUUGACGAUGUAAAUUAUUAACAAACUAAAAUACACCAGUACCUGAAAAGUUUUUAAGUAGAACAUUUAGUUAAUACCAACUUUCCAAGUAGUAGGACUCUGACCCCUAAGCCUGAUUUAAAGUUUACUUGGAGGGACCAUAAGUGUAGAAAAGUGGAGUAGUAACACAACUAAAGGCUUUAACUUUAGACAAGAUGAUAGUUCACAGUUAAUAACUGACAGAGGCAGGCGAAGUAUUGAGCCAGUGUCCUCAUCCAUAAAAUAGGGUUAAACGCCAAUGCUACAGGGUGAUGUGUGAGUCUCAAACACAAAUGAAAUACUUGUUACAAAGGAAUGGAUAAUCAUAGAGCUGCUAAUUUUAUCAUUUGAGAAACAUUAAUUUCUCCCCUUGAUAAUCAUCAGUGGCAUUCUCUCCAAAUCAUUAAUUAUAUAUUGUGGAAGGGUGCUUCAAGGCAAUGCUAAUGUGUGAAAGACCCUAAAAAUUCAGCAAGCAACUGUUAAAGAUAAACGGAUCCUUUUGUACCAUAAUUAUUUUAAAUUGUGUUUUAAAUUACCUGCUCCUUGAGAUUCAGUGAGACAAAAACAGCCCAUAAACUUGCUCACACAGAAUAAUGGCGCAUAGAAAGGACCACGUGUUCACCAUGAGAGUGCAGGAUGCAGCACAAAGCAAAUCUAAAAGACUAAAAAUUCUAUACACACAUAUCCUAACUCAACCAGUAAUAUAAUAUAUUGCGUUUUUCUUUGAAACCUGUGACACCAAGAGUCUUAAGUCACAAAUAACCUAUUGUUGCUGUGGACAGGGUAGUCAAAUUUAUUUCAAAACAAAAGCUUUGUUGGGCUGCAUCAAAUGCAGGAGAAAAGGAAUACUUGGGCAUGGUUCAGUUACCAGUGUGCAUAACAGUGAGGUAUGCCUCAAAUAAGCCUUUAAAACUUUAGAAACGAUCUAUAACAUACCCAUGCAGUAAUAUUUUUUUCAGUGCUACUAAUUAAAAAAAAAGUAAAGCCUGCACUGGAAAUUUACAAUAUGGCAGAAUUUGUUUCUCCUACCUUUGACCCUAAUAUGUUAAUUUACAGAUAGUGCUCACAGGGUCUAUGUUAAAAUCUAAACAUUUCCACAAGAUCUUAAACAUCACCAGGAAGCUGAAUUGAGAAGAAACAAAAUUGCAUAAAAGUACAAAUGCCCGUGACAGCCAACAUUAUGUAACUGGGCUGUGUGAGGUUGUUUAGAAGGCAAGGGUUAAAAAGACGAAAAGAUCUUUAAAAAUUUAUCCCCAAAGUUGAUGUGCUGAUUUGAACAUAAGUACACCAGAUACUACAGCAAGGGGAAACACUGCAAAAAAAGUAAUCUAUUUACAGAAGAGUGAUUUAAAGACAUUAUGGUUUUCUUUACAAACAGAUAUAAGAACAGGAAUUGUCCACUUUUUAAAAACUCUACAUUCUCUAUUAUUAUAAUCCACUGAAUUGCCUGUGUCAAAGGCAGCCCCCUACCCCCACCCCCAUUUGACUCUCCAAAUAAAUUUCCAUCAUUUCUUCAUCCGUGGUCCAGGCUCUCCUGAAAAGUCUCUGGGCACAUGUCAUGGAGACAAGUUUUUUGACUUGCAAUUAAAAAUAAAACCACCAAUAACUAGAAAUCCCACCCCUGUACCCUGGCACCAUCAAGACCCCUGUUCUGUGCAGUUCAAUCAUCACUGUCCGACAGCGUCUCGUAUUGUGCUGAGAGCAAUGGGGCAGGCUCUCGCUCCCAAAUCCUGUUCUGUUGGUGAGGAGCUGCUGGGUUCACAGAAGAGGGGGCACAUGCGAUUGGUGUUGGUGGUGUACUGCUGAGCAUCCGCAUAGUCAGAGGAUUAUAAGGAAAUUGAGUUGAGCCUGAUAAAAGAAAAAUUAGGUUUACAUUGUCAUGAGCUUUUUUGCUAUUUCACCCAAUCCAGCUUUUACAGGAUGGAGGAGACAGGAUUACUAAAACGGUCAUGUGACACUAAGAGCAGAAACAGCAUUUCAUCAAGUUAAUCGCAUGAAUGAUACAAUAAUUCUUCCCCUAAGAGAAUUUGAUAAACAAAUUUUCAAACUAAUAUCUAUUUUUCAUGUGGCAUGAGAAGUUUAUAAAGUAAAAACCUUAAAUUAUACUGAUAAAAUAUUCACAGGAAACUAUUUCUAAGUGGAAAUAGCACAUUUCAAAUUUUUCACUGAUGUGUAUAUUUAAUCCCUAAGGAAAGUACAGCUUUAAGAUCCCUAAAAUCAACAAAUUCAUAGCAAACAUCCCAGUUUUAUUUUAAUAAAGAAAAGUCUGUUCCUUUGUAAGACUUACCAUUAUCAUAGUAGGUUUAAGAAGAAAAACAGCUUACAAACAGGCACAAAAUGGAAAGGUUAGUAAAUAUUAUUUUUCAUCAGUUUGUACAGACAUAGUGAGCUACAAAAAUACGGUUUUAAAAAAUAUUUCUUCCCACUUCUGACUUUCUCUGGGAAUGGCUAAAGUUCUUGAAGCUCCCAUUUACAUUGGGGUACAGUUCAUGAAAACAGAAACCACAGACUCAGUCACUUUGCACAUAGCAAAUAUUGGCUACCAGCAUAAUACAGAAGCAAGGGGAGGGGAUGACAUGUUUUUCUAUCUCUUUCUUGGCAGUCUUAAAGUUUUUGAGGUUAUAUGCAUUCAAUUGCUGUUCUGGAAGUGGAACAUAUAAUCAAUAACAGUAAUGGAAAUAUAGUUUUCUAAACAAAGUUUCUGGUUUUUAGAAAUACUAACUAAGGCGUAGAUCAAAAAUGAGACUUUAUUUUUAACAAUAAGACCGUAAGUUCCUUACCUGUUGAAGAGGGCCUAUCUUCCCAGGCCCAUCCUGGUGUCUGCCUGUGGUAAUCCCCUUCAGAAUGUACAGAGGAGACUGAAGAGGGCCUUUCAGUUCCUAAGUAGCCUUGCCCAGGGAUAGGAGAUUUAGAUUUCCUGCUAUUUGAUUUGCUGAUCAGCUUUGGUUUGCAAACUCCUGAAAGUGAAAGUUAAAAUAAAUUACUAUUGAUAUACAGUAAUUAUGUCCUCAACCCCACCAAAAUGUUAAUGAUUAUAUAUGGUAACUGAAAAGGCAGAAUGGUAAACAUGAAGAAUCCAGAUCCUAGUAGCCAAUGUAGUUUUUGAAAAAUGCUAUUUAAAAGAAAACCAGAAUCGUAGCAACCAAUACCAAAAAAGGGGUAUGUCCUUAAGCCAUAACCUUAAAAAUGUGUAACCAAAGAAUAAAAUUUCUUUUAACAUUGGUGUUUUCCCUUGCCUUGGAGCACAGAAACUACUUACAAAUUAAAAAGUCUUAUUAAAUCCUAGCUAAUAAGACACCUCCCUGCCAUCCUCCAAUUUAACAGAGUAGUUAAAGGGAAAAAACUAGCACUACAGGACCCAGCAGAGGCUUGCCAAGACCUGGUGGCCCUUUCUAUUUAUCCAGUCUGUUUAGUUGGUGAACUCAGCAUAAAUUCAUAGGUGUGGGAUGUCCCUGUCUAUAAUGUAGCUUUAAAAAGAAGAGAUCAGAAUCCAGGUCACCAACAAACUUUUUCCCCCAAACAGAAUUAUUACACCUCUGCACCAAGAUUUCCAGGGGGGAAAAAAGUGGGUAGAAAGCAACAUCUAGCCCUUGAACUAUCUGGAAAGAGAAGAAAUGCAAAUCCCUAAUGAUAAAAUAAAGACUAAGGUGGAAAUAACUUCAUAUACUGAAGAAAAACUUUAAAAAAUACAAAGUCAGCUUAGAUAAGAAUAGAAAUCAAAAGAAUAGAAAUCCAGUUAAGAAAGAGAUUAAAAAAAAAAGGCUUACGAGACAAAAUACAACAAGGGCCACAAUAAACACAAUGAAAAGGGAAUUCGUACAAAGGAAAAAGUUUUGAGAUAGACAGUAAAAGCAACAUAAAGAGCAAGAUGACUAAAAUAAUUAGAAGGUAGUAGAUACAGAGGACAAAGACUAUCAGGCAAAAAAGUAAUUGUUGAGAACUGAAACAAUGUGGGGACGGGGGCAGAGGGUAGGUUGGUGUAAUGGUCUCUACAGGUUUGAGAAAAGCAGGUUUCAAGAACAUAACCUGCCAGGCUCGUGUUUCAAAUAUAAAGACAAGACUUUCUCAUUCAUGAAAGAUCUUAAAAUAUAAUACCCCUUUUAAUCCAAUGCAGUAAGAAACCUUACCAAAAAAGAAGCGCUGUAAUAAGUAGAUUAUACAACCAGGAUAACUGUCAUUUCCUAACAGUCAUCAACAUUAUAAUCUUAAGAUACACACAUUUAAAAUUAAUGCAGUGCUAGGUUCAUGUAGAAAGGAGAAGAUAAUGUUGUGCUUUAGAUCAGGAAAUGCCAUAUAUAUGUUAAAAAAAAUACAUAAAGACUUUUAAUCUCAUUCUUAGUCACAGUGAGAUAGUUUGCUUGGUGAUUACAGAGAAAAACAAACCUAAACUAAAGCUGAAAUAUUAGUUUACAAAAGAUUAAGAAAAAACUAUAUAUACACACAUGAAAAACUUGGUGUCACGGUACUUUAUAUGUUUGCUUUUAAAUGGAUGUAUAAAAUGAUCUCAUUCUAAUAACCCAUUUUUACCUGUGUAAUGAUGCUUAUCAGAUAAUACUAGCUUUCAGGUGAUGUGGUCAUAGGGUUUUUGUUUUCUAAUUCUUCUAUGGCUUACACUGAGCCUGUCAUUUUUUAAAUAGAAUAAUAGGUCACUUUCGUUCCAAAGUAGAGUAUGAAAUUGUACUUGUGUUACAAUUACAGUGUAUGACUAGAGAUAAAGAUGAUGCAAACAAAAAUAAAAUGACAGCUGGAAGAUGACAUUAUGGGUAAAACUAAAGUCCUCAGAUGUCACUUUCAGCAUAAAGGUCUUUUAAGUAAAAUCUCUUAUUGAUGCAUUAGAACUUGGGAAACUGGUUUUUUCUUCAGAAAGACAACCGAAGAGCAUUAAAAUGAAAACUUUACCUGAAUGAGGUGAUGGGUCCCCUUCCUCUCUCCGUGUCUCACUACUGGUCACAACUGAGGUGUUGGCACCACCAGGCACUACUCCCACAGGUUGGGACAUGACAACUCCAUGAUCCUCAACUUUGUCAUCAAAGUUUCCCAUGAGAGCCUUCCUGAUAAUGUCUUCAAGACCAAGAUUACUGGCAGGAUCGGCAAAAGAAUGACCUCUAGAGCUAACUGAGCCUAAAAGAAAACCACAGCAUUUCUGCUUAUUUCUGUCAGGAAACAGGUGUACAGACUACAUACAGGCCUUCAGGCUACUACAUACACAUAGUACCUCGCAAGUCACCUAAAACAUUACCAAGAGCUCACACAGAGGGCACCUUAAGUCUACCACUAUCAACUCAAGAACCUUUUUUUUUUUUUUUAGUAAAUGAAUCCAUCAUCCAUUUGUGUUAUUCAAUAGUUCCUAGUUUUUAUACUGCUCUUUUGAUAGUUUUGAUAGUCGUUCGCAUAUCUUUUCAACAAGUAUUUAAUCUCAAUUCAUUUUUUACUGCUAUUAUCUCCUCCCCACCUAAAUGAUGAACUUUUUUCACUUUCACAUACUGGAGCAGUUUCCUGGCUAAUAGUUAGUACUCAAUAUAUAUUUGCUGGAAUGACUGCUAUUAUACCAUUUUCUUUUAGGUCAAUAAUGUAUUUUGAAUCUUACCCGAGGUAGUGACUGCUGGCAGAUUAAAGAUCUCAGUUCCUGGCUGGGCAGCUGCUGUAUUAAAACAAACAUUCACAUUAACUGAAAUGUGAUAAUCAUGUUCACAUCAAAAUAGAGAAAGUCUCAAAAUAUAAUCCUAUAGUGAAUUUAACCUUUUUAUUUUUACUAUCUCAACCUUAUUUUUCACCCCUUGAGGUAAAGAUAAAAUGAAAGAAACAUUUUUUAGAAGAAGGAAAAAAAAUUAGGUGAAGUAGGAAAAUCAGAACAGGGGUAAUAUAAUAUAACCCAGGAGGGAAAGACUGCUUUGCUUGAGAAAUACAAACAGGAGAAAGUUGCCCUCAGAAUAAGAAUUCAUGCUCGCUAAAAGAGAAAACCUGUUAAGAUGAACCCUGCAAAUAUCAAAGUUUGAGGCAGCCUGAAAUUAGAUCCAGGGAAUGAUACUUGAAUGCACAGUAUGAAAAUGACCAUGUACUGCACUACCAUGGUUGCAUGUAAUCUAUUUUUUUUAAAUUUAUUUAUUUAUGCAUACAAGAACUGGGGUACAGGCCAGAUGUGUGGGGGGUGAGAAGAUUCACCAGAGACAGAGUGAAGAACAGAACAGGCAGAUGGACUGAAACACACUGCUGAGGGGAGCAGAGGGACUAGACAGGAGAGGUCUGCUGUGCCAUGUGGAUAGCUCCCUGGCAGGCUGGGGGGAGACUCGUGCUGCAGUGGCUGCGGAUAGCUUCACAGUGCUGUGCUUAACCCCUUGCACCACCAAGGAGGCCCAUAAUCUAUUCUUAUAUUACUACAUGAUAAGACAAAGACUGCUUCAUUCUUUUCAUUCUUGCUGACUUUUAAGUUGUAACUGGCAAUUUGAGUGACAAAACCUGGGAAAACCUACGAGCUACCUAGAAAGCACUGUGCCAGAAACAGAAGGAAUUUGGAGUGUUUUCAUUACUUCUUCCAACUUGAUGCUAAGAAUUUUAAAGAGAAAGAAGAAUUUAGGAAGUAAGUGGGUGGGGCUAACCGAACAAUGCCCCAGAGAGUGUGGAGUUUUGGGUAAAACAGACGGAUGGACUCAUCUAGGGAUGAGACCUGUCUGUAAAGAUGGGAGCACAUGUGCCUACAAAUGCUCUCCAACAGGGAGACUUUAAACUGGUGGCAAGUUUAAACUUUAAAAUCUCUAUGAAGAACUAUAAAAUGAUUAUGGAUUGUGGCCUCCUUAAUUACUGAUCAGAUAACAGUAAUGAUAAACUAAACCUGAAGUAACACAAAGUGUAAAAAUACCUUUAAUAGUUAUCACAAGUUUGUUAAAUAGGACUCAUUUAUUUUACAAACACUUAAGCAGUUAUUUGGGUGAACCAUAAUAAAAUCACAUUGAUCAAAAAUGGUCAGGUGAAGACCGUUUCAUACAGUUUAACCAGGACAGUACUAAGGUACUGUACUUAAAAUGCACUGCUUCCUUUACCUAUGGAGCUUACAGUUCAGUGUGGUGCUUUCUGAGAAUAUCAAAUCAGAAUCAAAUGGGUAGCUUAGUAGAAGUACCAAUUUCUACAUUCUUGGGGGCCUAUAGUAGAUGUAUUUAACAAGAACUCCAGGUGACUGUAUAUUAAAGUUUGAGGACCCCUGGUUUAAAACAGAUAGGCAAACUUAAGAGCAAGAUAAUAAGAAAUGAGGAGAAAGGAAGACAAGUAUUUGACAACUAUUUUGGGGGCAGACUUGACAGGAGGAAGUAGCACCAUCAGGAGAUAAAAGAGGAAGAGGGAUGAUUGCCAAGAAAGUGAUUAGUGGGGCCACUGUAGAGGUAAACGUGGUGGGGAAGGAGGGAUAGAUUUCUGUGUAAUGUAUAGGUGUGGACUAUCUCACUUUAGACAUUUAAAAGAGCCAACAGGGUAUUCAAGAAGGAAGGACAUGUGCAAAGAUACAUACAUGGAACUUAGUAGAAAAAGCUGAACUCCAGAUAUAAAUGUGAGAGUUUUUGGCAGUUUAAACUUCCGGACUGCAUGAAAUGACUCAGAUUAUUACAGUGCCUGAAAUGAAAAAGGCUAGAAAGCGAUCUUUGGGAGAAAGCCAACAUUUAAGGUCUAGGCAAAGCAAGACUAAGUUUCUAAGGAAACAAGAAAUGGCCGAAGAAGUGGAGUGACAGACACAGGAAAAAUUAUCUGAAAGCCCAGAAAGAAAGUAUUCCUGGAAGAGGAGAGUGGCUCAUGAGUGUCAAUGACUGUAGGAAAUUCAAAUAAAAUGCGUUUUAAAGAAUGAAGGUUUGUGAAUUAAUAAAGUCAGUGAUGUCCUUGAUGGGAACAUUGAGUUGAAGCAAAGCUGCCCUGGUUGCCUGAUGGCUUUCUCAGUUCCACCUCCCAGUGAGGUCUGAAUGGGAUCCCAGAGCCCACUAAUUCCGUAAUACAGUCCCUUAAUUGUUCCUUUCUUCAGUAAAGAACCAUUCUCAUAAUAAAAAAAAACCCAAAUUUUGUUAAUACUUGCCUUAAAACAUCUUCUGUUAAACAAGUUAGAAACUUGUUUCAUACAUUAUACCCUUUUAGAGAGUCAAGACCAUCUAUUAUACUGAAAGCAUCAAACAUCAUGCUCUGAUCAAGAAAUUAAUGAAUGAGAGCUACUGCAUAAGAACAAUGGAACCCCAUUACUUAAGAGAAGAAAACUAUAAGGUAGGUAGGCUUCUUAAAUUCACAUGUGGCAUUUCCCUGUCAUACAAUUUUCCCCCUAAAAAAGUCAAAACAGAGAAGGUGAGUAUAAACCAUAUAUAAGGUGAAACCGUUCUUAAAGACUGGCUGCUCUAAAAAUUCCAUGUCCCUAUAUGUUCUAACAGAUUCAUCUCUGGAUUCUAAGAGAAUAUGAAAAUGACAGCCUUAUACCAAUUAUUGGUAACAUCUGAGGAGCUGUAAAUAAUAAAAUCAUUGAAGACUGGACAGAAAAAUGCUACAGCAUUUUUAAAAAGAAGAGAGGAUUUAUAAUUGCCCAUUUUUGCUUUGGAGAGGGAUCGGAGGGAGGGCGGAGCACAAGGGACUGAGGUGAUGAUGCACAAGUGCAUUGGUGUAGGAAACAAUAUGGGGACUAUACCUGAGGGGGUGGGGGAAGCAAAUAUUGUUUAAAAAUAAACAGUGAUGUAAAAAAUUAACAUUAAAAAGAAGAGAGGAUGUGUGUAAGCCCAAUGGCAAUUCUGGUCAGCAUUCUAAUAUUUAUCUUUUAGCUGAUUUGUUCCCACUUAAAAAGAUAAUCUAGUAAUUCAGAGCUACGUUAAGUUCACAAACAAUAAAUGACAGUGGGCUCAUCCUUUUUUUUUUUUUUGCUGCUCAACAUUCAUUAAUCACAGUGUCCCUAAUUCAAAGACACAUCAAUAGCCUACAAUUUAUUAAAUAGCCUACAAUUUAAAUACAAGUUAAAUAGCCUACAAUUUAUUUUCUUUUGACAGGGUCAGGCGACUAAUAAUACACCAUAGAUGACAGAAAUAAAGCAAACUGUGGUAAUCCCAGUUUUCUGAAAGCAUCCAACACAGUCUCUCUGUUUCACUGGAUAUACUUGAGGGAAAGAUGCAUGAGUAAGACUGGGUGAUAAUAGGAGUGAAUAAGCUGGACAUCAGUGCGAGAGGGGUUCCAUUAAGCAUGCAUAUCAACUGAAAGGAAAGGCUUGGAUGUCAGAGAGCUUAUCUUACUGUAUAUUUACCAGUAAUCUGGGUGCUGACACUGAGUACAGAGCUAUGAAAAAUCAGUAUAUCAUUAGAAGCAUGGACUUUGGAGUUAGAGCCACAUUACUUAGCUAGCUCUGUAACUUGCAACAAUUAUUAAACCUCUCUGAAUCUCAGUUGCCGCAGAGAAUUAUGCUAUGUGGUGUGUCUGUUGUUAAGAUUUAUGCAUUCAUAUCUGUGUGUUUAGAAUAGUAAGUGCUACAUAUAACUGCUACCAUUAGUAACGAUAUAUUUUUAGAUGGUGGAUUUAUCAGAUCUGGACUUGAAUGUCUGAACUGAUAUCCAGAAAAGACAUAGGAAUAGUAGUUGUAAUGGUACAAGCACAGACUGCUUAUCCUCCACUUGGAACCAGUAACUACAAAACUACAGAAGGUAAAGAUACAGAUCAAGAGCAGCACAUGAAAAGAGACCUUGGCAUGGAUAGUCUUAUUAAUAAGUGCACUAUGACUUAGUGCACUAUGCCAGUGUAGGUUGCAAAAAUAAAUCCUAAUAACAAUCUUAGACAUACAGAACUGACCACUAUGCAGAACCUACUAAAAGAUUAAAUGUUUUUAGUGGAAAGCAACUGGGAUGACAGGAGUUCAUCCACCAUGUGAUACACAACUGAUGAAGCGGGACAUUUAUAGAGACAAUAAACUUGAAACACAUGACCUGUCUUUAGAUAUCUGAAGAGAGCUCAUGCAGAGAGGGCCCAAAUCAAUUAAACUAAAACAAGUAAAACUGGAGUUAAUCCAGUGCCACACAUCAGAAAAAGUUUUCCUAGACCCAACAUUUGUUCAAAGAGAAAAUGGACAGCUUCAGCAAGUAGUAGGUUCCCACUCCCUAAUUAGGAAAUCUUCAUGUACUGGCAGAUAUUUCAGAAGGAACUCAGAUAUGGUUGGACAGAUGCCUAGUGCAGCCUUCAAACUCAAGGAUUACAUGACAGGUAACACUGGAGAUAAUAUUAAUGCAUGUUUUAUUUGGGGUGAAGGAAAUCCCACUUACCCAUAUCAGAGUCACCUCCACCAGAGGAGUUCAACUUACGAAAAAUCUCCUGCUUCUUUGAUUUAACCAUGGGUGAUGUGUUUUCAAGCUUGGUGAAGAAUGAAGGCAAGUAGCUUAUACUCCCCGGUGAGCGGGAAUCAUUCCUGUUAGGAAACAUUUAUGUCUGUUAUCACCAUGUACUCCUGACCCUGUCAGUGGUAAUAAAGUUGGAGAAUAUCUGGAAAACUACCACUUCCCUAUCUUGAUUAUCCCUACAGAAUGAUAAAUGACCAUAAGCUGGUUAAUGUGUCAUUUGAGGACACAAAUACUUUAUCACUCAAGCUGGAAUCAUAAAAUUAGGGUUGGAAUGGAGAUAAUCUAGAGCAGAUUCUUAAUAAGGAAUGAACAAGCAGCAAAUGGAUGUUAAUGGGAAAACUCACAGUUUAUCCUGAUGCUGGCUGUUAAGAGCACAAGCACUGAUAGAAUUAUGGUUUCCACAUAAACUGUACUGGCAGAUAUUUGACUAGCAGAAUUACUCUGAAGUACAGUAAAAUUCUAGUAGCUCAAAUGCCUAUAAGAUAGCAAGAUUCACACUUACGCAAUGAAUAACUGGACUUAAAAUAGCCAUGAUGCAUAAAAUGAAACUGCCCAUUUGUCAGAAUAACUUCAAGCUUCCUACCACCUGAGCCGAGUUUCAAAUAAAGGGUUCUUUGUUUUAUUGGCAGCUUUCUAUACUAACAAAUAUUAACAAACACAUUUCCCCUAUAGCUCAAGACCACUGAGAAUCUAGCUAGAGCCAGAGAUGAUGAUGAUAAACAUAUGGAAGACUACUGAUAAUCUAAUAGCUUAAUCUGGCCACGUGGAUUCAUUCAUGACUCAACAAAUCAGUAAGACCUUGGUGUCCGACCUCAAACUCAAGAACUUAGCAGAAAACAUGCAUGUGUAUAAUUAAAUUUAACAUCGCUCCCUCCCCAAAUAUGGAUUUUCCUCCUCAUUUCAUUGUAAGGUACCAACAUCUCUUUGGUUGCCUAUGAAUAUACACAAUAACAACUUAAAACUUAGUUAAGAUAUGCACUAACAGCUUGUAGUGAGAUACACCUUGGUUUAAAACUGGACUAUCCUUCUUAGUAUCAGUAUGAUUAUGGUCAAAUGAUGUAUCACCUCUCAGAGCAUGAAGGAAGGGUGUUCCACAUCAAGAAAACAGCUUGAGUAUGUACUGAAAGGAAUUCAGGGAACAAUAAUUGAUAAGGACAGACAAUAAAUUGUAAGGGUGAAGUUGCAGAAAGUGAAGAUGAGCAGCGUGAAUCUAGUCAUGAAGGAAUGCAAAUGCCAUGCUACUGACUUGCUACUGAUCCUUUAUGAGUUUUAGACAAAUCACUGGUGGAAGUGGAUUGGGGACGACUAAACCAAAGGCAUCUAAUCCAAAGGAGAUAAAAAUCCAGUGAUUCAUAGGGUUAGGAACAAAAAGUAUGUGAAGUAGUUCAGCACAGGUGUUCGUUACUUCCCUUUCACAUGCAGGCAACAAUUCCUGGUACAUAGCAAAUGGAUGGGUCCGCACAGAUAAAAGUUUUUAACAAAUAUCUAGAACAAAUUAAUUUCAAGGAUGACGAAUAUUUUUUUCAAUCUAUUUAAAGAUUACAGUUUUUCAGUUUGGUAUUGGAACAAAAACAGACACACAGACCAAUGGAACCGGAUAGAGAGCCCAGAAAUAAAGCUGCACUUAUAUGAACAACUAAUCUUUGACAAAGGAACAAAGAAUAUGCAAUGGAACAUGGACAGUUUGUUCAAUAAAUGGUUACUGGGAAAACUAGACCUCCACAUGUGAAAAAAUGAAACUAGACCACUACCUCUCACCGUGUACAAAAAUCAACUCAAAAUGGAUAAAAGAACUGGACAUAAGACCUGAAACCAUAAAAUAUAUAGAAGAAAAUAUUGGUAAAACAUGCCAAGACAUACAUCUCAGAAACAUCCUUAAAGACUCAUUACCCAAAGCAGGGAUAGUGAAGGCAAAGAUAAACACCUGGGAUUACAUCAAACUGAAAAGCUUCUGUACAGCAAAAGAGACAUUAACCAAAACAGACACCCCACUGAUUGGGAAAAAUCUUUGCACUCCAUUCAAGUGAUAAGGGACUGAUCACAAAGAUAAACAAAGAACUCACAGGGCUCAACAAAAACAAAAUAAACAAUCCAGUCAAGAAAUGGGCAGAAGAACUCAAAAGACAUUUCUCCAAAGAGGAAAUGCAAAUGGCCAACAGGCAUAUGAAAAAAUGUUCAACAUCCCUUAUCAUCAGGGAAAUGCAAAUCAAAACCACACUGAGAUACCACCUUACACCAGUAAGAAUGGCACAUAUCAAAAAAACAACAACAAACGUUGGCAAGGAUGUGGUGAAAAAGGAACUCUCCUACAUUGCUGGUGGGAGUGCAAACUGGCCCAACCAUUGUGGAAAGCUGUCUGGAGGUUCCUCAGUCUACUAAAAAUGGAGCUACCAUAUGACCUGGCAAUUCCACUGCUAGGGAUCUACGCAACGGACACAAAAACAUUGAUUCAAAAGAGCACCUGUACCCCUAUGUUUAUUGCAGCACUAUUUACAAUAGGUAAAACCUGGAAACAACCCAGAUGCCCAAAAAUAGAUGACUGGAUCAAGAAGGUGUGGUAUAUAUACACAAUGGAAUAUUAUUCAGCAAUCAAAAAAGAUAAACUCGUGCCAUUCGCAGCAACGUGGAUGGAGCUAGAAGGAAUUAUGCUCAGUGAAAUAAGCCAGAAGGAAAAAGAAAAAUAUCGAUGGUUUCACUUAUAGCAGGAAUAUAGGGGAACCAAAUAAGACACCAGUGUAAAAAAAUAACAACAGUACAAAACACAACAAAGCAAAAGCAGACAAUUAUAAACCAGAGACAUCCUGCAGGGGAGGAGGAGGGA
Messenger RNA from Talpa occidentalis (Iberian mole), 14708 nucleotides. RefSeq names its product tetratricopeptide repeat domain 19 (gene TTC19). Gene Ontology annotation, biological process: mitochondrial respiratory chain complex III assembly. NCBI's taxonomy places the organism in Eukaryota, Metazoa, Chordata, Mammalia, Eulipotyphla, Talpidae. The coding region runs from base 20 to 1246 and encodes 408 amino acids. The record is from RefSeq and is a predicted model, not a curated record. Gene Ontology annotation, molecular function: protein binding. Gene Ontology annotation, cellular component: mitochondrial inner membrane. The transcript has 12 exons.